This is a messenger RNA of Zootoca vivipara (common lizard), 3112 nucleotides long. Lineage: Eukaryota; Metazoa; Chordata; Lepidosauria; Squamata; Lacertidae. The record is from RefSeq and is a predicted model, not a curated record.
GGGGGGGUGGGGGGCUUCCGUGUCAGAGCAGCUGCUUUGCAGGAGAGAAGCCCUCCGGGAGAGGAGCAUGCAUGGUGUUGCAACCCACAAUUGAGCCCCGAAAGAGCAAAGGGCCCCGAGGGCUGCAGGGACGCUCCAGGAGGAGAGCAAGGCAAGAAGGGAGGGGCAGUUGUGGGGUGGAGUAGGAAACCCCCCCCCCCAAAGGAAAGGAGGCAGGAUGGCUCGGAGGAGGAGGAGGGAGGCAUGGAUAUUUUGGAGAAAGAGCGGUCGAUGCUGGGUAGUGAGGGGGCUUUCUGCCUGCUGAGGAGAUGCUCUGUCCCUUGAGCUACAGCCCCUUCCCCUAAUGUGGGGUUGGGGGAGGAGGAGGAAUAGAGGGAGGCAGCCCUGUCACAGCUCCAGGCUGGCAGAGAGGAAAGGAAAGGGAUAUUUUUAAUGGUGGUGGGAGGAAGAGUCUCUUUCAGAUCCACUUUCCUGGCAUGGUGGGGGCACUUAGGAGGGGGGCACUUCUCUUUAAUACAAGCGGGAGCUCCACACCUAGGCAGGCUUAUCAUUCGCCAACAACAUACCUUGGGCGGAAAAAUACCUGCAGGGCCUCUGAGGCCCCCUUUGCUUCUUCGUCCCUCCCACCCAGGAACCUGCAACUUCUGAGCUCCUCGGGUAGGUUGACUGAGGGUGGUCCUGCAAACCUAGAGAGGAUGGAAGGAGGAAGAUGGACGGUUGACCUAGUCAAGCUGUCUCCCGCUACCUCUGACUGUUCUCUCCCAGGACCCUCAGAGAGAUCUGGAAAAUGCUUUCUGAGCUCCUCAGCAAGGAUAAAAGAGGCUGCUCCCGGAAACCGAGCGAGGAUGGAAGGAGGAAGAUGGACGGUUGACCUGGUCAGGCUGUCUCCCACAACCUCUGACUGUUCUCUCCCAGGACCCUCAGAGAGAUCUGACCUAGCGAGGAUGGAAGGGGGAAGAUGGACGGUUGACCUGGUCAGGCUGUCUCCCACAACCUUUGAAUGUUCCCUCCCAGGAUCCUCAGUGGGAUCUGCAGGUGAUGAACAGGACAGUCAUCGUACUCUGGUCUCAUCAGAAAGUAAAUCUAGCUUGGUGUGUGGAAAGAGCUUCAGUGACAGCUCAGGCCUAAAAUCACAUGAAAGAAUUCAUGCUGGACAGGAAUCAUACAAAUGCUUACAAUGUGGAAAGGGUUUCAAUCACCACUCAAACCUUAAAAGACAUCACAAAGUCCACUCUGAGGAGAAACCGUAUACCUGUUUUGAGUGUGGAAAGAGAUUCAGUUGCAACAGAAACCUUACACGACAUCAAAAAAUUCACACAGGGGAGAAACCGUAUACCUGUUUUGACUGUGGAAAGAGUUUCCGUUACAGCUCAGGUCUUCAAACUCAUCAAAAAAUCCACACAGGGGAGAAACAGUAUAAAUGUUUGGAGUGUGGAAUGAGCUUCGCGCACAGCUCAAGCCUUACAUCUCAUCAAAGAAUUCACACUGGGGAGAAAUCUUAUAAAUGUUCUGAGUGUGGAAGGAGAUUUGCUCACCGUGCUAACCUUACUUCACAUAAGAGAACCCACACAGGGGAGAAACCAUAUAAAUGCUUGGAAUGUGGAAAGAGCUUCAGCCAGAGUUCACACCUUAGUUCACAUAAGAGAACUCACAGUGGUGAGAAGCCGUAUAAAUGCUUUGAGUGUGGGAAGAGCUUCAGUCAGAGUUCACACCUUACUGUGCAUGAGCGAAUCCAUACAGGGGAAAAACCAUAUAAGUGUGUGACGUGUGGAAAGAGCUUUAGUAACUGCACAUACCUUGUACUCCAUCGCAGAAUCCAUACAGGGGAGAAGCCAUACAAGUGCUUAGAGUGUGGAAAGAGCUUCAGCCAGGGUACAAGCCUUCGUAUACAUCAAAAAAUCCACAGAGGUGAAAAACCAUAUGCAUGUUUUGAGUGUGGAAAGAGCUUUGGCCAGAGUUCAAGCCUUAGUGUACAUCUGAGAAUUCACAGAGGGGAAAAGCCGUAUUCUUGUUUUGAGUGUGGAAAGAACUUCACUAACAGCACAAGCCUUACAUCUCAUCAAAGAAUUCACACAGGGGAGAAACCAUAUAAGUGCUUUGAGUGUGGAAAGAGAUUUGCACAUGGAUCUAAACUUGCUUCUCAUCACAAAGUCCACUCUCAGGAGAAACCAUAUGCCUGUUUUGAGUGUGGAAAGACCUUCACGAACAGCUCAGGCCUUACAUCCCAUCAAAGAAUCCACACAGGGGAGAAGCCGUAUACCUGUUUUGACUGUGGAAAGACCUUCCGCCACAGCUUGAGCCUUACAUCUCAUCUAAGAAUUCACACCGGAGAGAAAUCAUAUAAAUGUUCAGAGUGUGGAAUGAGCUUCGCUCACAGUGUUAGCCUUACUUCACAUAAGAGAACCCACACAGGGGAGAAACCAUAUAAAUGCUUGGAAUGUGGAAAGAGCUUCAGUCAGAGUUCUCACCUUAGUUCACAUAAGAGAACCCACACAGGGGAGAAACCAUAUAAAUGCUUUGAGUGUGGGAAGAGCUUCAGUCAGAGUUCACACCUUACUGUGCAUGAGCGAAUCCAUACAGGGAAAAAACCAUAUAAAUGUGUGACAUGUGGAAAGAGCUUUAGUAACUGCACAUACCUUGUUUGCCAUCGCAGAAUCCAUACAGGAGAGAAGCCAUAUAAGUGCUUUGAGUGUGGAAAGAGCUUCAGCCAGGGUACAAGCCUUCGUAUACAUCAAAAAAUCCACAGAGGUGAAAAACCGUAUGAAUGUUUUGAGUGUGGAAAGAGCUUUGGCCAGAGUUCAAGCCUUAGUGUACAUCUGAGAAUUCACAGAGGGGAAAAGCCGUAUUCUUGUUUUGAGUGUGGAAAGAACUUCACUAACGGCACAAGCCUUACAUCUCAUCAAAGAAUUCACACAGGGGAGAAACCAUAUAAGUGCUUUGAGUGUGGAAAGAGAUUUGCACAUGGAUCUAAACUUGCUUCUCAUAAAAGAACUCACUUGGAAUAAACCAUAUAUAUGUUUGGAAUGUGGGAAAAGAUUUGGUCAGAUUUCACAACUCAUUUUGCAUAAGUGAAUCAAGAGGAAAGAAAUUUGAUGUUUUUAAUGAGGAUAGC